AUGAAGUCCCUCGAUCUUCUGCGCAGGGCCGCAGCCGAAGCAACCAGCGCAACCAUCACGAGUUUACAACAUGCAACCACAACAGAAGCGGCUGCAACACCUAGCAACACUAUAGGAAUGUACGCCACCGAUUUGAAUGGUGUUAACCAAAAUGUCAAUAAUCUUUUACGAGAUGUUUUAUGGUGGUGCUUGGGGAUAAUGGCAUUGAUCAUCCUUGUCUUCAGGAUGAUGCAUAGAGCGAAGUCACACAUGCGACACAUGACAGGGAUGAAUAGUAACGCAAAUCAACAAAGAUAUUUCCAGGAAAAUAGAUCGAGUUGGUGGAAAGUCAAGAAGCAUUUGUUAUAUGCGCCGUUAUGGAACAAACGUCACAACAGAGAGUUCAAGUUGUCGUCGGCUGUCAAUAUGGGAACCCUACCAUCAAGAUGGCAUGCACUUCUCUUGAUCGUUUACUUGUCGAUGAACGUUGCCUAUACUCUGGUUCUGGAUUACAGCAGAGAGAAUAAGUAUGCUAUCGUAGCUGAGUUGAGAGGAAGAUCUGGUGUUCUCGCUGUGUGUAACAUGAUCGCACUCAUCAUUCUUGCCGGACGCAAUAACCCCCUCAUUGGAUGGCUCCAAAUCAGUUUCGAUACCUACAACUUAUUGCAUCGAUGGAUGGGAAGGAUAGUCGUAUUGGAGGCUCUUGUACACACCUCAUGUUGGGCUUACGUCCAAUAUGCGGAUACAGGUUUCUCCAGUGUUUGGGAAAAACUCAUGCACGAUCCAUUUUGCUCCUAUGGGAUGGUGGGUACGAUUGCCUUUGUCCUUAUCCUCCUGACCUCUCCAUCCCCAGUUCGCCAUGCUUUCUACGAAACCUUCCUCAAUCUCCACAUCAUCUUCGCCGCCGUAGCCAUCGCCGGUGUUUGGAUUCAUUGUGACAUCCCAAGUCUUCCACAGAAACCUUACAUCCGUGCCGUCGCCUUUCUCUGGAUAGCUGAUCGGGUCAUCAGAAUGGCCCGUCUUAUCUGGUGCAACUACAGUACCAAAGGCUGGACCACCGCCUCCAUCGAAGCCAUGCCCGGAGAUGCCUGCCGUGUCACCAUGCACCUGUCCAAAAAAAUCGACAUCAAGCCUGGAUCUCACGCCUAUCUUCGUUUUGCAAAACUCAACUUCUGGGAGUCGCAUCCUUUCUCCGUUGCUUGGGUAGCUCACCGCCCAAUUUUCUCCCCCGAACUCCCACUCAACGAGAAGAAACUUGUUUUAGGAGAGCAGACAACUGAUGUUAGUUUUGUCAUUCAUGCGCAGACUGGUCUGACGCGUCGUCUCUUUGACGCAGCCAAAGUUGCCAGUCCACAUGUUCUGAAGUUAAAGGCUGCAUUUGAAGGACCGUAUGCUGGACAUCAUUCACUUGAUUCCUACGGUCAUGUAGUACUUUUCGCUGGCUCCUCCGGCAUCACCCAUCAAAUUCCCUACGUUCAACACCUCAUCCAAGGUUUCAACGACGGUACCAUCGCCACCAAAAAGGUCCUCCUCGUUUGGAUCAUCCGUGAUGUCGAACAUCUUGAAUGGGUACGACCUUGGAUGGACGAAAUCCUACGCAUGCAAGGACGUCGCGAUAUUCUUACCAUCAAAUUGUUCGUCACGAAACCAAAGAAUCCAAAGGAGAUCCAUUCUCCAAGCGCAACGGUGCAAAUGUUGCCCGGUAGGCCGAACAUCAAUUUGUUAUUACAGACAGAGGUUAGGGAACAAGUGGGCGCCAUGUGCGUCACUGUUUGUGGGCCAGGUGCGUUACAGGAUAGCAUAAGAGAGGCCGUUCGAGAGGUCCAGGAACACGGGGUUGUGGAUUUCAUCGAGGAGAGUUUUACCUGGUAA
Sclerotinia borealis F-4128 is the source of this 1851-nucleotide messenger RNA. The record is from the annotation of a GenBank genome assembly. NCBI's taxonomy places the organism in Eukaryota, Fungi, Ascomycota, Leotiomycetes, Helotiales, Sclerotiniaceae.